Messenger RNA from Helianthus annuus (common sunflower), 1141 nucleotides. RefSeq lists its product as uncharacterized. The coding region runs from base 224 to 1033 and encodes 269 amino acids. Lineage: Eukaryota; Viridiplantae; Streptophyta; Magnoliopsida; Asterales; Asteraceae. The record is from RefSeq and is a predicted model, not a curated record. The transcript has 2 exons.
AGCCCGGUUAGGAGAACAUAGUCUAGUCUGACCGAAGUGGGAGUGCGGUGGCCUAUCAGAAGAAAUUGGUCGAAGAUAUAAUUCUUGAAUUAUUUUUGUUCUCGUAACAAAUUCAUCCUUGGAAAUAGGAAGGACCAAAAAGGCAAGGUGAUGAAAAGAUUAAAACAGCAGCAGCAUUCGGGUCGCCAUUGUUGUUUUUAAAAACUCAUCUGGAUCCGGAGAUAUGGGGCUUCUUUCCAACAGAGUUGAAAGAAGCAAGAUUAAAGCAGGCGAUCAUAUCUACACUUACAGGGCUGUUUUUGCUUACUCUCACCAUGGUAUCUUUGUUGGAGGUAAUAAAGUGGUCCAUUUUACCCGUGACCCCGUGACGCGUUCGGACACAAACGCACCUUCCGGUUCUUAUAAUGGAACGUCUGAACUACCGUCUUCAUGUUCAACAUAUCCAGACUGCGGUUUUAGACAACCAAACAGUGGAGUUAUACUGUCCUGCUUAGAUUGUUUUCUACAAAACGGAGCCCUUUACACCUUCGAAUACGGCGUAACCCCAACCUUCUUCCUUGCCAAAGUACGAGGCGGCACUUGCACCACCGCCACAUCAGACGGUCCUGGAACCGUCAUCCACCGAGCCAUGUAUCUGCUUCAAAACGGAUUCGGGAACUACGAUGUGUUUCAGAACAACUGCGAGGAUUUCGCUUUGUAUUGCAAGACAGGGAUACUGAUGGUUGAGAAGUCGGGACUUGGAAGAAGCGGACAGGCUUCUUCUAUGCUUGGUGCACCGCUGGCGGCUCUUCUUGCGUCCCCUUUGAAACUGCUGAUCCCGAGCCCCGUGAGCUCAGUGGGUGUUGCUACGGUGACAGCUGGCAUGUAUUGCGUGAGUCGAUAUGCUACUGACAUUGGAGUCAGAACUGAUGUUGUUAAAGUAGCUGUGGAAGAUCUGGCUGUGAAUCUUGGCUGGAUGGAUGGUCGACAAGAAGCGUUUCAAGAAAACGAAGCUUCGAGCGCUAAUAAUAAUCAAGUAAUUAAUCUUGAUUAAUCAAAUUUUUGUAAGAAUUUCUAAGGAAUUUGUUUGUUUUUGUUUGUUUAUUGAUGCUGAGAACAAAAUUUAUCUGUUGCAAAAUGUGAUAUAUUAGUCAUUCUAUCA